AUGGCUGGCUCCCGCACGUUUACGGUGCAACACACGGACGGAGCGGAUGAUGUUCCUGCUCUGACUGCGGCGCUGGCGACGGGCAAAUACUCGGCAAACACGACCAUCCUCUUCAAGAAGGGCACGACCUACAACCUGUUCACGAGCAUCAAAUUCCCCUCCUUCACGAAUGUCGAAGUCGCCAUCGAAGGGAACCUCACGUACCCUGAUGACAUUGCUGCCAUUCAAGCGUUGUGUCGUCGUCUGGUUUCCCCGGGUCAUGGUGGAACGAACGUUACAUUGCGUGGAACUACGGAUCCAGAAUGGGGUUGGGUCGACGGUCAUGGCCAACAGUGGUGGGACGCGAUGGAGCAAACCAACCGUCCCCAUGGUUGGGCUUUCAGCAAAAUCUCGCACGGCGCAAUUCAUAAUAUGAAGUUAUGGAAGCCUAUCGCGUGGAACUUUGCUACGAGUGGGGCGUCGAACAUCCAUGUCUAUAACAACAUCAUCCUGGCGAAGUCGGACACCGAUUCAUUCCCAUUCAACACGUACGUGCUGCGAUUUUCCGCCGGUGGUUCCGACCUGCUUCUCGAAGGCAAUCAUAUCGUCAACGGAGAUGACUGCCUCACCGUCGGCAGCGGAGCAAAGAAUAUCCAUUGGAGGAAUAACUACUGCGAAGGAGGCCACGGGUUGUCCAUCGGCUCCCUCGGAAAGGGUGGCUCUGUUGCGGAUGUUCAGAACGUCCUCAUCGAGAACGUUGUGAUGGUCAACUCGCUAUACGCGGCAAGAUUCAAGAGUUGGACCGGCGGUAAUGGCCUUGCCCGAAACAUCACAUGGAAGAACAUCUUGUUCAAGAACGUCAUGUUCCCGAUCUAUGUGACCCAAAAUUAUUGGGACCAGGGACUUGGCGCCCCGCCAAACACCAGCAGCCCCAACAAUACGCGAAUUCAGGACUUUGUGUUCAAAGGCUUCUCCGGGACGAUCAACGACACCCCGGGAUACGUCGAAGGCUCCUGCAUCUCGGACCCGUACGCCGUCGAAGGGGCGACAGGCAAGGAGGUCAUCAUCCUUGACCUCUACCCAGACACUGCCACGAACGUCUUCGCGUCCGACAUCUCGGCAAAGACGCUCAGCGGCGACCCCGUCAUGGCCAUGUGUAACUCGACCACGAUCACUUCCAAUGUGGGGUUCAAAUGCUGGGAUGGCCUGUUCGAGCCGACGCGUGGAGGACAUGCAUUUCUUACGUAG
Molecule: messenger RNA, 1227 nt
Organism: Epithele typhae
Lineage: Eukaryota; Fungi; Basidiomycota; Agaricomycetes; Polyporales; Epitheliaceae
Product: pectin lyase fold/virulence factor
Exons: 20
Coding region: 1-1227 (408 amino acids)
Biological process (GO): carbohydrate metabolic process
Molecular function (GO): polygalacturonase activity
Source: RefSeq, a predicted model, not a curated record